This is a messenger RNA of Culicoides brevitarsis, 2307 nucleotides long. RefSeq names its product mutS protein homolog 4-like. Gene Ontology annotation, molecular function: ATP-dependent DNA damage sensor activity; mismatched DNA binding; ATP binding. NCBI's taxonomy places the organism in Eukaryota, Metazoa, Arthropoda, Insecta, Diptera, Ceratopogonidae. The coding region runs from base 34 to 2307 and encodes 757 amino acids. The transcript has 7 exons. The record is from RefSeq and is a predicted model, not a curated record. Gene Ontology annotation, biological process: reciprocal meiotic recombination; mismatch repair. Gene Ontology annotation, cellular component: nucleus.
UUCAAGGACUUUCUCUUAAGAUAUUUACCAAAAAUGGGUGAGCAAACCAGUGUAUUUCCCUCUGAAUUAACAAUUUCCGAGCUAACCACUGUCAUGGUGAUCUCCGAAGGAAAAAAUCGCAACGAAAUCGGGUUCGCCAUCUUGGAUUUGGCAACACAGCCCAUCGUUUAUCUGAACCAAAUUGUGGAUAAUUUCUGGUUUACCGACAUCACGAAGCAAAUUUUGGCCUUUCAAAUCAACGUUCUCAUCGUUCCUGACCUGCUUUUGAAUAAACUUGCACUCCCGAAGUUAUUACAGCUGUUGACUCGAAAAUAUCCUCACAUUCCGCAAGUGCAACAAAACUUCCGAUCGUUCGAUGCACGCAAAGGCGUGGAAUAUACCAAGAAAUUAUGCGUCGAGGAAUACACAGAUCGCGUAAUUUCGAUCGCGGAAGAGAAACCUUUUGCAAUUGCGAGUUUCGCUGCUUUGAUGAAUUACAUCAUGAUCAAUUUUGAAACUUCUUUUGCCCCAAAAACUUUAAGAAUUGAGUUUCUGGCGAAUUUUUGUAAGCUCAGUAUUGAUGUCGACACGGUUUUUCGGCUGGAAUUGAUCAAUCCAGCUUCUUGCACGAUGUCAGGUCGCAAAGAAGCGGUUUCUUUGUUUAAAAUAAUGAAUAGUUGUGUGACAAAAUUGGGCAGCAACACGUUGAGAGCUUUGAUUCUCGAGCCGAUGGCUGAUUUGGGGCAAAUUAUUGAGAAACAAAAUUGCAUUGAGGAGUUGAUUGAGACGAAAAAUUUGCUGCAUUUGAUAAAAACUGCUUGUCGCAUGUUUGCCGUCAAAACUGGCGUCAACGAAUUUUUGGAUGUCCUGCGUUCGUAUUUCACGAAAUAUGUGGAUCAAAUUCGGGAUCACGUGGCUUUGCUGGCAUCUGAGACAAAUUUGCCUUUAAGGAUGAACCACACGAUUCAAAAGGGAUUUCACAUUCAGCUUUUCCUGACGAAGGACAUUCAUAAUCCGAGCAUUCCCGAAAGUCUCGAAGUGCUUCAGCGAACAAAUAAAUGCAUCACAAUGACGGAUGCAAAGUUGUACGACUUGAAUUCGAAAAUUUUGAAAAUUUCGGGAGAAGUUGAUAUCAUGAGUAAUGGAAUAAUCACGGAACUUUACAACAACAUCCGCUCGGAGAUCUAUGUCAUUUACAUGAUUGUCGAUAUCAUCACGGAAAUUGAUGUUCUUGUGGCAUUAGCGCACUUUAGUAAGAAAGUAGGCACUGUGAGACCCAUUUUUGGCAGUGAAACGGAAGUUGUUGAUGCUGUUCAUCCACUUCUUGAUACAUCAUGGAAGCCACGUGCGAUUGUUCCGAACAGUUUUAGCAGCAAUCCCGACUACAACUUCUUCAUAAUAACCGGCAAUAACAUGGCUGGCAAGACAAUCUACAUCAAAAUGAUCGCCACAUUGCAAAUUCUCGCCCAAAUGGGUUGUUACGUGCCCGCUAAAAGUGCAAAAUUUCGAAUGUCUGAUAAAAUCAUGUCUCGCAUCGGUUUCGAAGACAACAUUGAGCAAAAUGCUUCGAGUUUUGCCAUUGAAAUGCGCGAAAUUGAGUUCAUAAUGCUCAAUGUGACGCCCUUUAGUCUCAUUAUCAUCGACGAAUUGUGUCGCAGUACGAAUGUCGAAGAAGCUCAAGUGCUUUCGUGGUCGAUUUGUGAAAAUUUGUUAAAAUAUGUGGGAUUUGUGCCGGGCGAGGAUGCGUUAAAGUCGGGAGAUGUCAGUGCAACUGACGAAAUGAAGGUCCUUAAUGCAAGAGCUCCUUUUGUUUAUGUCACGACACAUUUUGAGCAUUUAUUGAAGUUGACUGAGAAGUUUAUGAAUGUUACGAAUUUGAUAUUGAAGGAUAAUUUUCAUGCAAUGGCUUAUAAAUUGGAAGAUCAAAAAUGUCAUCAGCAACUGAAAUUGGCGAAAACGAUAAAUUUUCCGCAGAGUGUUGUCGAACAUGCAGAACGUCUCUUGAAUAUUCCGGGUCUCAUUAAUCCUGACCCCGAAUUCAUGGCUUUUGCAGGAAAAACUCCCUUCACCGAGUCGACAAGUCACGAAAAAAGUACAAUUUCGAAUAUUUUAUCGGGAGCUGAUGGAAAUGCCAAAGAUUUGUACAAUUUGUAUGCCAUGGUUGCCAAAGUAGCUCGUAAUGAUGACGACGAGGAAGGCCGAGAAGAGCGUUAUUCCACGUUAAAACAAGAAUUGGAGUGCGAAUUGGAACGAAUUUGCAACAAUUUAAGUGACUCAAGCAAUUUCUUUAUUAAUGAUGAUCAUAAUAGUUAUAAUAAAAAUGAUUAA